Messenger RNA from Ananas comosus (pineapple), 2142 nucleotides. Its product is annotated as F-box/kelch-repeat protein SKIP11-like. NCBI's taxonomy places the organism in Eukaryota, Viridiplantae, Streptophyta, Magnoliopsida, Poales, Bromeliaceae. The record is from RefSeq and is a predicted model, not a curated record. Bases 386 to 1633 code for a protein of 415 amino acids. The transcript has 2 exons. Gene Ontology annotation, molecular function: protein binding. Gene Ontology annotation, cellular component: nucleus.
GGAGAGAGAAUAAGAGGGGAGGGGGAGAGAGAGAGAGAGAGAGAGAGAGAGGGAGAGAGAGCUCGGGCCGAAGCACUAGAUUUGGAGCGUGGUUCGUGGAGAAGCAUCAAAAGGGACGGAGAUUGAACGAGGAAGAAGAAGAAGAAGAAGAAGAUGAUGAUGAUGAUGCAGGGUUUAUUGCAGUGAGAAGAGGAGAGAGAGGAGAGAGAGGAGAAAGACCCAUUUCCAGUAAUAAGGUUGUAAGUUGUAACCUCUCUUUCUCUUUCCCACUCUUCGAUUAAUCAGAGACCCCAAUCCAUAAUAGCCAUUUUGUAAGGGUGAUCGAUUAGUAACAUUUCCUGAUUCCCAAAACCAAAUAUCUCUUCUUGUUGGCAAUUCGGCGAAUAUGUCGGAGGAUGAAUCGUAUCCAUUCUCGAAACCAUCGCCGAGCGAGCACCCCCUCGACGACCAAGCCGAACUAGAAGAAGAACCAACUGAAAGGGACGGGAAACGAAAGAGAUCUCCGCAACACCCCAACACCCCCGAUAUCCAAGAAGACAACGCACGGCCGCAGUAUUCUGAUCACCAGGACACCGACGCCGAGUACUACGACCCUACCGGCCUUAUAACCCCCCUCGGCCGUGAACUCACAAUUGACUGUCUCCUCUGCCUCUCCCGAUCUGAUUAUGGCUCGAUCGCGCGCCUAAGCCGCAACUUCCGUGACCUAAUUCGCUCCGGCGAGCUCUAUAGACUACGGCGCCAAUCGGGUAUCACGGAGUAUUGGGUCUACUUCUCCUGCAAUGUGCUCGAAUGGGAGGCUUACGAUCCGUACAGGGGACGAUGGAUUACGAGCAUCCCGAAAAUGCCUCCUAAUUUCGAAUGCUUCGUGUUGGCUGAUAAGGAAUCUCUUGCUGUGGGCACCGAGCUACUUGUUUUCGGUAUAGAGGUGGGUUCGCACAUUGUUCUUCGGUACAGCAUCUUGACGAACAGUUGGUCCGCAGGAGUCGGGAUGAACUCGCCGAGGUGUUUGUUCGGUUCCGCUAGCAUCGGAGAGAAGGCUAUUGUAGCUGGUGGCUUUGGCGUGCAGAAAACUGUAUUGAAUUCUGCCGAGCUUUACGAUUCCGAUAAGCAGACGUGGACCAGUUUGCCUAACAUGAACAAAGCAAGAAAGAUGUGUUCCGGUGUCUUUAUGGACAAUAAGUUCUACGUAAUCGGUGGGGUGACGGGGACCAAUGAGGUCCUGACAUGUGGCGAGGAGUAUGACUUGGAGACGGGUAAUUGGAGGGUGAUACCAAAUAUGUCGGCCGGGCUUAACGUGCCAGCCGGAGCGCCGCCGCUUGUUGCCGUUGUGAAGAACGAGCUGUACGCUGCUGACUACGCCGAGAAUGAGGUGAGGAAGUACGACAAGAGGAAUAACGCGUGGAUCACGUUAGGAAAACUGCCUCCGAGAUCGGCGUCGGUGAACGGUUGGGGCCUAGCGUUCCGCGCGUGUGGCGAGCGGCUGAUUGUGAUCGGAGGGCCGAGGGCGUCGGGUGGGGGGAUGAUAGAGCUCAACUCAUGGGUCCCGAAUGAGGGCGGUCCGCCGGAGUGGGAGAUGGUUGCUAGCCGGCACUCGGGGAACUUUGUUUUCAACUGCGCGGUGAUGGGCUGCUGAUUCUUAUGCGAUUUUGCGAUAGAUGGUACUUACUUCUCGACUUGGAGGAUGGGCAAAGAGCGCAUUUUUCAGGCGUAAAUACUAAUUCCGCAUGAUGGGUAAUUUCCGCCUUUCCCUUUCUUGAAAUUCAGAUUGAACUCAAAAUUUGGUCGAAGUGCCGUUUCAUGUUACUUGUCAUUUCACCCCUUCAAUUAUUUGCAUUCGGAGGGGUUGUUUAUUUAUUUAAAAGCAUGAAGACAAGCAUAACAGUGUUAGGUUAAAAUAAUUUGAUGCAACUGAAUGUCUUCAAUUCUUCCUGGAGCUUCCGAGCACCAUAGAAUAUCAUUAUCAGAUUUGUUCAUGAUUUGGCCAUGUUGUGAGGAAUAAGGAACACACCUGCCGUUUUGCGGUGCAAAUGCUUUAUUGGUUCUCAAUAUUUGACUAUGUUUUAAUCUGUUUUGUUUUUGUUCUUUCCGGGUACGGUAUGUCGUUCUCGUGAUCUAUUUACGAAGAUCUAAGAGUGUUAUGAA